Molecule: messenger RNA, 3408 nt
Organism: Linum trigynum
Lineage: Eukaryota; Viridiplantae; Streptophyta; Magnoliopsida; Malpighiales; Linaceae
Source: the annotation of a GenBank genome assembly
UGAAAAAUAGACGAUGAACUGUGAAAACCCACCUAAUCAAUAAAGUUAGUAACAAAAUAUAUGAAAGACUGUUAGGUAAUAUACUUUACCAUAAGGAUCAAUAGGAACAAAUCCCGCACCCCGGCCCAUGCUAGAGCAUUUAGAACGGGAUGAAUCACGGAAUGUGGGGAUUGGUUAGCAUGCUAACCCUUUUAAGGGUUGAAAAAAUGACACUCCUAUUAAUUAUAGUUAUUUUUUUGUAUUAAAUUCGUGUUGCAUUUAAUAAUCUUUGGAAAUUAAAAACUCAUCUUAAUUACAUUCCUUUUUUUUAACUACCAUUGCACUAAUACAACUACCAUUGCACUAAUACAAAUACCAUUGCACCUGUAUACUGAACUCAUAUUAGUUACGUUACUUUUUUGGAACUACCAUUGCACCUGUACACUAAUACCAUUGCAGUGAUACAACUACUAGUGCACUGAAAAAAGGAAAGUAAUUAAUAUGUAUUUUUAAUUCAUACAGAUUAUUAAAUGCAACACAAAUUAAUUAUCUUAAAAACCUAUAAUUAAUAGAGGGUGUCAUUUUAUUAUUAUAUAUUGAAUUUUCAUGUUAUUAUUUUGUGAUAAUAUUUUAUAAAUUGAUAAAUCUAUUUUAUAAUAAUAUAAUUACUUACUUUUUACUCUAUUUGUACCCCCCUACUUUUUCAUCUAAACAACAAUUUACCCCUCCACUUACACCCUCCACCAAGUUGCACCCCCCAACAAUUUACCCCUCAACUUGUACCCCUCGAACUUGCACCCCCUUGUUGCCAAACAUAAUAUUUGGGAGUAGGCAUGCUAUCUCAUCCCACGGAAUGUGCAAUCCAAUAGUGCAAACAAAUCAAUCGAGUUAAUGAAUCUUAAUAACAAUUUAAGCCAUGCUGCAAAUUGUAGCAAGUCUGAAGGACAAGAAAGGGAAUCCAGUGGUGGGGGAUGGAGUGGGGCAGUGGGCUCACUCAAUCCAAUCAAACCCCACGACUCUGAAUCUUCUUCUCCCAUUUCCAACCCAAAACCCUUCUUCCCCACUGACAAACUACAAGAUACUUUCCUUGAAAGCACCAAAGUUUACACUCAAUCCCAGAAAAAGCAAACCCAAACCCAAAAUUCUUUCCUUUCUUCUUCAACCGUCCGUAACCGUGAAGCUUCCCCCAAUAAUAAUGCAGUAAUAACCAGUCGUCCAAUCAAAGAAUCUAAAUCCUUCCUCCACAAGGAGUGCAGUGUAAUCCACCCACCCUUUCCCUUCCUUAUUUCCUUCUUUUAAAAACGCCGUGUCUUCUUCACUCUUGAGCUACCACAGAGGGAAGGGAGUUCGUCAAUGGCGUGAAAGCAACAAUCAAUCAAUCGGAAAUCCCCUCCCUUUCCCCCAACCCUUCUCCCAUAUCCCCAAUUAAAACAGACCCAUUUCAUCUGCUCCCUGAAAAAAACAUCAUCCAUUCCGACGAUCGCGCUUCGUGUUGUGGGCGUUUAUGACGGACGCGAGCAGGGGCGAGUACUGUCUUCUUAGCCGGCGGGAGGGUAGAGUUAGUUUCCGGCAACCUGGGAAAGGCGGGAGCGUAUUUCUUGGACGGGAGGAUCUUCGAUUGCAUCAAUGAGAUCACCUCGGCACUGGCCUUCGCUAGGAUGAACGAUUCCGCUUACCGAGUCGACACCACCUCUCGCCUCGCCCAAUGGCGGAUCGACAACCUCUCCUCUUGCUCUUACCGCAAAUCCGAUCCUUUCAAGAUCGGCAACUGGAAUUGGCAUUUAUCAGUGGAGAAGAACAGGGUGUUGUUUGUUAAACUGUAUCCAGAGAUAUCCAAUCUGACCAGAGAGAAUCCUCCCAUCGCAUCCUUUGUUAUUCGGGUUGUUUGCUCCGCUGGAGGUCGCAAGUCCUUGAUUCAUCCUGAAAUCACAGACAGGCAACUAAAGAGCAACGACGAUUUCGUGUGGGCGAUUGAGGUUCCACUGACUGGCAAAUUCAUCAUCGACGUCGAAUUUCUCGACCUCAAGACUGCAUCACCAGACGGAGGAGACCCUUGUUCAAUCUGGGGAGGAGGCCUGACGGAGAGACGUUCAAAUGCGACAGCGCUCUCGUCCCUUGCUCGAAUGUUAACCGAAGCCAUCCACACCGACAUCACCAUCAACGCCUCGGACGGCACCAUAGCCGCACACCGAGCUGUCCUGGCGGCGAGAUCCCCUGUGUUCCGCAGCAUGUUCGCGCACAACCUCAAGGAGAAAGAGCUCUCCACCGUCAACAUAUCCGACAUGUCCAUCGAGGCCUGCCAGGCCCUCAUGAACUACAUCUACGGCAGCAUCAGCCACGAGGAGUUCAUCGCGCACCGCCUCGCAUUGCUCCGUGCAGCAGACAAGUACGACAUCUCCGACCUCAAGGAAGCUUGCCACGAAAGCCUGUUGGAAGAUAUAGACGCGAAGAAUGUCCUCGAGAGGCUUCAGAGUGCUGCACUGUACCAACUGCCUAGACUGAAGGCCAGCUGCAUGAGGUAUCUGGUGAAGUUUGGGAAGAUCUACGACAUUCGUGACGAUUUCAGUGCCUUCUUGCAGUGUGGAGACAGGGAUUUGAUUGCCGAAGUGUUCCAUGAAGUCCUCAAUGCUUGGAAAGGCUUCUAAGAACUAGUGAUCUUCUUCCUUCCACCAUGUGAAUGGUUUAGCUGGGCAUUGGCUUUGGCUGCAGUGAUCCCUGGUUCUGAGUCCCGCUGCUGCUGUUGUUGUAGACAAUGUGUCUUGAAUCAUCAAACGGGCGAUUUAUUUAUAAUGACGAAACUGUGAAGGAUUUAGGUGGGAAGGUAUAAGGGAGGAAAGGAAGGGAACCGUAUAGUAUAUGUUAUAGAUUGCUUGAUUUGUGUACACUUUGAUGAUCAUGACCUGAUUCUUUUGUGGCCAAAGCAUUGAAAUUUGCUGAUUGUACAGAUAAUAUUUAGAUUGAAUUCCUCAGGUGGACAACCAGGCCACCGUGCUCAUAUGAUAUAUGUAUUGCUAUUUAUGUGUACUUAUUAUUCUCACGAUUGGAAUGGAGAUAUGAAAUGUAAUGGUUUUCCACUGAAUGGAAUGGUAUCAUCAUCUUUGUUAUAUAAGCCUUUCUGUGCAAUGUACUAUUUGGCUGCUUUGUUGUGAAGGCAUAGGCAGAUUCAUUCUAUCAAAUAUCAUUUCUAAGCAGACGACAUUGGGAAGGAAAGGAAUCCAUGGGUCUGGAAGGAAAUCAGUCACUAGUUCAGCAGCAGUACCUACCUUCUUCUACUCAUUCGUUACCGGUCCGGUCCGGUCCGGUCCGGUCGUAACCAAACCCGAUCGGCACAACGUGGCCACGGCCACGGCCAACAGGAAGCCAAUCGAGGAUUCGAUGGCUUCGAUUCUGAAUUGGUCGGCCCGACCCAAAUAAAUCCCACAAGAAGCC